Gorilla gorilla gorilla (western lowland gorilla) is the source of this 11208-nucleotide messenger RNA. RefSeq names its product myomegalin. The record is from RefSeq and is a predicted model, not a curated record. Gene Ontology annotation, biological process: centrosome cycle; regulation of Golgi organization; positive regulation of microtubule nucleation. Gene Ontology annotation, molecular function: molecular adaptor activity. Gene Ontology annotation, cellular component: Golgi apparatus; centrosome. Lineage: Eukaryota; Metazoa; Chordata; Mammalia; Primates; Hominidae.
UGUUUUUUCAUGCUAGUGUUUCAUCCACUUAUGGAACACAAAUGUGAACCUUGAUGAUGUAGUAUAACUGUCCAUUGGACUGGACUCAGAAUCGUUUUGAAAAGAGAAUCUUGCCCAGAAUAUUCCUUUGACUCGCCUCUUGUAUGACUUCCUAUUCAACUGUGUAAUCUUGUUGGGAUCCUUAAUUUUUCUGAGAGAAUAUCACUUUACUCUCAGCUCAAAAGACUAGUUAAAACAUGUGAUUCACUUUUAAUAGGCAGUCCCUACUGCCAAGUAAAGUUAUACUUGUUAUUUCAAACCCACUGCCUCCCAAAAUCUUUCAGAAGCUUAGCUGAAAUACUAUGUCGUAUUGCCUGGAGGAUGUCCAGCUUGUUUCCUUCUCUAAAUGCUCUAAAGUAGGUUAACCUAGAGGAGCGAAAAGUUGUCAAUGUAUCUAGUCUGAAUGGUAUUCAUUCCCUGUAGGGUAGCUUUUACUGAAUGGCUCUUUGUUUCAUGAUGUCUGCCAUCUGUACUAAGGAAGGAACAGUAAGAAACAGCCCUCUGAAACUGAUAUUUCUCUUGAAAGGAUGUUGUUGAUGACACUGUUAAUUGCCUUUGCAUUUUCUUCUUUAUGAAGCUCGAACUGGGUGGAGCCCACUGCAGCUCACCUAGGCUUGCCUGCCUUUGUAGACUCCACCUCUAGGGGCAGGGCAUAGCUGAACAAAAGGCAGCAGAAACUUGUGCAGACUUAAACGUCCCUGUCUGACAGCUUUGAAGAGAGCAGUGGUUCUCCCAGCACAGAGUUUGAGAUCUGAGAAUGGACAGACUGCCUCCUCAAGUGGGUCCAUGACCCCCGAGUAGCCUAACUGGGAGACACCUCCCAGUAGGGGCCAACUAACACCUCAUACAGCCGGGCGCCCCUCUGAGAUGAAGCUUCCAGAGAAAGGAUCAGGCAGCAACAUUUGCUGUUCUGCAAUUUUUGCUGUUCUGCACCGGGCAUGUUUUUCAACAGUUACCUCUCCUUCCCCUCCAGAAGCAUGUAAGGAGUUUUCUCCAAUUCUCACCCUAAGUCUUCUGGAGACAAAACUCAUGAAGGUAUGGGAGGCUCCCACUAGUUAGGCCCCCAGGAGUUUUUACCUCUCAGGCUAGGCUGCUGUCAGCUCCAGCAAUUAGCCAAUUCCCUUUGAAGUAUGUCUACCCAAUGCUGGCUCCAGUGGUGGUUUCUGAUCCAGGUAAGUUGUGAUUCUCUGUAUUUGCCCAUGGCUCCAGGUUCCAUAGGGUUGGCAUGUCUUAGGACCUCCAUUUUCUGUUGCAUAUAAGUAGAGUUAUUGAUGUUCGGUUUGUUCAGCUUUUUUCUGGUGAGAGUGGGAGUGAUGGCUUUUAAGCACUUUACAAGUCUGGUUGUAAUUUCUGAUUUUUUCUUCAAGCCAUCAAUAAAUGUCAUAUAAAUCCUCCAUUGUACUGUUAGUUGUUCUCUGGACGCUCCCCACAUGAGGUCCUGCAUCCCUCUGCUCACCCUACUUCUGAUUGUUCACAAGGCCAACUGCGUGGCUGCCAUCCUGGGGCUUCCCUUGCCUCCUCUAUCAUUCUGGAUCUCCAGUUUCUCAGAUAUCAGGUUUUCCUAGUGGUUUUCUCUUUCAUUUUAAUGUAAGUACUUGUGCAUAACAUGCGUCACACAUUUGCCAGUUUCAUGGUGGAAAAAAAUUUAUCCUAACAGUAGUGUGCUCAGAUUGUUUUUUCUAGUUUUAAUGUUAUGAAGUAUUUCAGUGACAUUCUGAGACCUAACCUUUUCUAUGGAGUUUUCCCCCCACCCCUCUAGAAGCUCUUGGGAUCUUUUGCUCAUGCCUAGAGUUCUGGCAUUCCAGGAUGAUGUACCGCAGUGUGCUUCAUUUUUUGCUUCCAUGGGUUAAGCAUUUCGUCAAGCCAUUCAUUAGGACACUGUAUGUCUUUAAGGCCCAGGAUAUUUUCUCAUAAUGAUUAUUUGAUAUUUUCCUCCCCUUUGUUUUCUCUGCAGGUGAGAGAAAUUGUUUCAAUUAGUAGUGAUUUAUUUUGCCCUUUUCAUAGCAAACUGGUGUGUGUGUGUGUGUGUGUGUGUAAGAGAGAAAUACUUACUUGAUGUCAUGUGGAAAUUAUUGCCAGGUACCAAAUUACAAAGCAAACACGGUUACAUCCUGAACCCUGAAAAGAUGUCAAAAGAAAGAUCCCAAGAGAAGCUCAUUCAUACCCUCACCAAGUCUCUAUACUUUUCUAAUGGUUAGUGCCAGAAAUGCUAGCAAUCCUAAAACUCUGCUAAAAGAAAGAGAAUUGUCAUAUUAGGUUUUGGAUAACAGGUUUCAGGUUCUUCUCAUGCUCUUGAGUCUUUGGAACUUGCUGGAAUCAGUAUACUUCUGCAGGCAGGGGUAAGUGAGAUGCAUUCCUGUCUUUCAGGAGAUGUGGAAGAGGUCUCAGGAGUUUUCAAGGCCACAUCCAUCAGUGCACAUUGUGCUUAUGGAAUCUGUGAUGUCACUGCCUCCCCCGAUGAAAAUCAGCCCUGAAUCUGUUUGCCUUUAGGAAUUAACACCAGCAGAGGAACAGUAAAACAACGUGGGAUUCUCUGGCUUCUGGAGCCUCUGCAUAUGUCAAGACAAAAUUGCUUCACCAGUGAAUCAGGUCACCCAGCAUCUCUAACUAUUAAAAUUCAGCUUGGUUGGACAUAACCUUGGGUUUUAUUGAUUUGUUGGAGUUUGAAAUACUUAUUCUAGAUACUAAUCAGGUUUUCCCAUGUUACAUGUACUUUCUUCAAUUUCGUGCUUUCCCUUAAUCUGAUGCCCAAUUUUAUGUGUGCACAGACUCAUUUUUCAUUUUCAUGUAGUCAAAGCCUCAAAAAGUCUCACCCCAAUUUCUUCAUGAAAACUUCAUCAAAGGUUUAGUUCAAUCCUAUAAGCCUAUAAUCAAAUCCAGUCCUUUCCAGAAAAGAAGUUCUUAUGUAGGCAAAUUCACAUAUUUCUGUCUUGGUAGAAACCAUAAAGAGUCAUUGAUAAUCAUUUGUUCAACUGAAUACAAAAGGUUAAUGUCUGGGUACAGACAAUCAAUUUCUUAUGAAAAUGAUUUAAGGUUAUUUGGCUUCAUUGAAAAUGGAAAAACAUCUUAGGAUUCCCAGAGGAAUUUUCACAUUUAUGGUAGUCUAUCAACAUUGUAUCAGGAAUGCUGCUGUACUCCCAGAAGUGGUUGGUGAUCACUGCAGAUCACAAAAGUUGUUUCCAAGCUCAGAUUUAGUACAAUUUUCUAUCUCAAUAUUAUCUUUUAUUUAUUUGUAAUAUUUAAAACAUUUAAAUCCAUGUCUAUCAUACUUUCUGUGUAUUAAUUAUUUUUAGUAAAAUAUGAUUUUGUUCUUGUUUAAAUUUCACCAUUAUUUUAGAUACCAGGGGCACAUGUGUAGGAUUGUUACAUGGUUGUAUUGGACCCAGGUAUUAGUGGGCAUAGUACCCAAUAGCUAGUUUUUCAACCCACUCCCUCUUCCUUCCUCUCCCCCUCCUGGUAGUCCACAGUGUCUCCUGUUCCUCUGUUUAUGUCUGUGUGAGCUCACUAUUUAGCUGCCACUUCUGAGUGAGAACAUUCGGUAUUUUGUUUUCUGUUCCUGCGUUAGUUUCCUCUGGAUUGUAGCCUCCUGCUCUAUCCGCGUUGUUGCAAAGGAUGUGAUUUCAUUCUUUUUUAUGGGUGUGUAGCAUUCCAUAUUGUGUAUGUACCACAUUUUCUUUCUUUAAUCCACCGUUGAUGGGCACCUAGAUUGAUUGCAUGCCUUUGCUAUUGUCAGUAGCCUGGUGAUGAACAUACUAGUGCUCGUGUCUUUUUGUUAUCAUGAUCUAUACUCCUUUGGGUAUAUACCCAGUAAUGAGAUUACUGGUUGAAUAGCAGCUCUGUUGUAAGUUCUAUGAGAAAACUCCAAACUGCUUUUCCACAGUGACUGAACUAAUUUACAUUCACUGCAAAGGUGUAUAAGCCUUUUCUCCACAGCCUCAUCAGCAUCUGUUGGUUUUUGACUUUUUAAUAAUGGCCAUUCUGACUGGUGUGAGAUGGUAUCUCACUGGAGUUUCUAUCUGCAUUUCUCUGAUGAUUAGUGAUGAUGAGCAUUUUUUCCUAUAUUUGCUGGCUGCUUGUGUGUCUUCUUUUGUGAAGUGCCUGUUGAUGUCUCUUUGCCCACUUUUUAGUGAGAUUAUUCGGGGUUUGUCUUAUUGUUGCUUUUUCAAAGUUUCUUGUAGAUUCUGGACAUUAGACGUCUGUCAGAUGCACAGAUUGUGAAUAUUUUCUCGAUUCUGUAUGUGGUCUGUUUACUCUGUUGAUGGUUUCUUUUGCUGUGCAGAACCUCUUUAGUUGAUUUAGGUUCCAGUUGUCAAUUUUUUAUUUUGUUACAGCUGCUUUUGAGGGUUUGGCCAUAAAUUCUUUGCCAAGGGUGAUGUUAAGAAUGGUAUUUCCUAGGUUUUCUUCUAGGAUUUUUCUACUUCGAGGUUUCUGUAUGUAGUGUUUCAUUGCAGAUGACAACCAUCCGGAGACUAAUCAUUACAAGCCAAGAAAGGGAAUUUAUUGUUUGCCAGAAAAAACAUCCAACACAAAAAAAUUAGCAAAGGAGAUUCCUGAGUGUCCCUUUCUGUAAAGCAUCCAGCAUUGUUCUCUGCAGAGUUCAGCAAACGUUUUUCCGUAAAGGGCUAGAGAGAUAUUAAAUAUUGUAGGUUUCUAAGCCAAGAGGCAGAAACCAUGGUAUUAUGUAGGUGCACAUGUAACCAAGGAGAAAACAAAUUUCUAUACCAUUUUCGUCGAUGAGAUCCUAAGUUAACAAUAGUAACUGAGUAGAACCUCUCAGGUGUUAAAUGUUCUUUGCAUUGAGAGCCUAGAUCUGCUCACCUAGGCUCCCUGGUACAGCCCUCCCUUCCCUCCCCACAGGCCAUUUCCUCCCUGCUUCCCUCAGAUGAAGAGUUCCAUACAAAAGACCUACUCCCCUGAGAAGCAGUGAAGUGGUCCUGGGGCCCACCACGGCCACACAAAUCAAGAAGUGGGUGACCUCACCCAGCUGAUUUUGAGAUCACCUUUGUAAAAUGACAUCUUGCUGGGAGAUGGUCAUCAGACAUAAGGCCAUGGAUGCGGCUGUUGGAGGAGGUGAGAGGAGAGAUGCCCAGGGGGAGAAGUGGCCAAGCACUGACACCUCUGCGUCCAACCUCACAAAAGACUCAAGGGCACAGAGGAAAGACUAUGGGAGGACACAGCAAGAAAGUUGCUUUCUGCAAGCCAGGAAGAGAGGCCUCCCCAGAAACCAACCCUGCUAGCAUAUCCAACCUCACAAAAGACUCAAGGAGAACUUCUGGCCUCCAGAACUUUGAGAAAAUGUCUAUUGUUAAGCCACCCAAACUUUGUUAUCUUUCUAUGGCAGCCUGAGCUGACUAAUACCCUUGGAUCUUAGUGCAACAUUGCUCUGCAAACUUGAACCAGGGCAGAGUGAGAUAGCAGAAGAGCUGUGCCAGCAUCUACAGUGAAAGGAAAGGAUGCUGCAAGACCUUCUAAGUGAUCGAAACAAACAAGUGGUGGAACAUGAAAUGGAGAUUCAAGGCCUGCUUCGGUCUAUGAGCACCAGGGAGCAGGAAAGCCAAGGUUCAAUGCAGAUACCUUCCAGAGAUGAUAGCACUUCAUCGACUGCCAAAGAGGAUGCCAGCAUACCCAGAUCCACAUUAGGAGAGUUGGACACAGUUAAAGGGCUGGUGGAAAAAGAACUGAGUACUGCCAAAGAGGAACUUGAACUCAUGGCUAAAAAAGAAAGAGAAAGUCAGAUGGAACUUUCUGCUCUACAGUCCAUGAUGGCUGUGCAGGAAGAAGAGCCGCAGGUGCAGGCUGCUGAUAUGGAGUCUCUGACCAGGAACAUACAGAUUAAAGAAGAUCUCAUAAAGGACCUGCAAAUGCAACUGGUUGAUCUUGAAGACAUACCAGCUAUGGAACGCCUGACCCAGGAAGUCUUACUUCUUCGGGAAAAAGCUGCUUCAGUAGAAUCCCAGGGUCAAGAAAUUUCAGGAAACCGAAGACAACAGUUGCUGCUGAUGCUAGAAGGACUAGUAGAUGAACGGAGUCGGCUCAAUGAGGCCUUACAAGCAGAGAGACAGUUCUAUAGCAGUCUGGUGAAGUUCCAUGCCCAUCCAGAGAGCUCUGAGAGAGACCGAACUCUGCAGGUGGAACUGGAAGCUCAGGUGUUACGCAGUCGGCUAGAAGUUCUUGGAAGAAGCUUGGAGCGCUUAAACAGGCCGGAGACCCUGGCCACCACUGGAGGUGCAGCUGCAGGGGAUGACACCAAAGAUGCAAGCACUGAGUUCACUGACAGUAUUGAGGAGGCCGCACACCGUAGUCACCAGCAACUCAUCAAGGUGGCUUUGGAGAAAAGCCUGGCAAUUGUGGAGACCCAGAACCCAUCUUUUUCCCCUCCUUCUCCGAUGGGAGGGGACAGUAACAGAUGUCUUCAGGAAGAAAUGCUCCACCUGAGGGCUGAGAUCCACCAGCACUUAGAAGAGAAGAGGAAAGCUGAGGAGGAACUGAAGGAGCUAAAGGCUCAAACUGAGGAAGCAGGAUUCUCCUCAGUGUCCCACAUCAGGAAUACCGUGCUGAGCCUUUGCCUCGAGAAUGCAGAGCUGAAAGAGCAGAUGGGAGAAGCAAUGUCUGAUGGAUGGGAGAUCGAGGAAGACAAGGAGAAGGGCGAGUUGAUGGUUGAGACGGUAGCCAAAGAGGGUCUGAGUGAGAGUAGCCUUCAGGCUGAGUUCAGAAAGCUCCAGGGAAAACUGAAGAAUGCCCACAAUAUCAUCAACCUCCUCAAAGAACAACUUGUGCUGAGUAGCAAGGAAGGGAAUAGUAAACUUACUCCAGAGCUCCUUGUGCAUCUGACCAGCACCAUCGACGGAAUAAACACAGAACUGGUUGGUUCUCCUGGGAAGCACCAACACCAAGAGGAGGGGAAUGUGACUGUGAGGCCUUUCCCCAGACCCCAGAGCCUUGACCUUGGGGCUACCUUCACAGUGGAUGCCCACCUAUUGGAUAACCAGUCCCAGCCUCAUGACCCUGGGCCUCAGUCAGCGUUUAGCCUACCAGGGUCCACCCAGCACCUGCGCUCCCAGCUGUCACAAUGCAAACAACGCUAUCAAGAUCUCCAGGAGAAGCUGCUGCUAUCAGAAGCCACUGUCUUUGCUCAGGCUAACGAGCUGCAGAAAUACAGAGUUAUGCUUAGUGAAUCCUUGGUGAAGCAGGACAGCAAGCAGGUCCAGGUGAACCUCCAGGAUUUGGGCUAUGAGACUUGUGGCUGAAGCGAGAAUCAGGCUGAACAGGAGGAAACCACCAGUCCUGAGUGUGAGGAGCACAACAGCCUCAAGGAAGUGAUCCUGAUGGAGGGGCUGUGCUCUGAGCAGGUGCUGGGGCUGGCUAGUUCGUCUGAGAGGAAGCCCUUGGAGAACCAGCUAGGGAAGCAGGAAGAGUUCCGGGUAUAUGGAAAGUCAGAAAACAUCUCAGUCCUACGAAAGGACAUCAAAGAUCUGAAGGCCCAGCUGCAGAAUGCCAACAAGGUCAUUCAGAACCUCAAGAGCCAGGUCUGGUCCCUCUCAGUUACAAGUGAUUAUUCGUCUAGUCUGGAAAGACCCCGGAAGCUGAGAGCUGUUGGCACCUUGGAGGGGUCUUCACCUCAUAGUGUCCCUGAUGAGGAUGAGGUGUGGCUGUCUGAUGGCACUGGGGCUUUCUACUCGCCAGGGCUUUAGGCCAAAAAGGACCUGGAGAGUCUCAUCCAGAGAGUAUCCCAGCUGGAGGCCCAGCACCCAAAAAGUGGACUAGAAAGGAAGCUGGCUGAGGAGCUGAAAUCAGCCUCUUGGCCUGGGAACUGUGAUUUCCUGAUUUAGGAUCAGGCCCGGAAACUGUCUUACCUACGGCAAAAAAUACGAGAAGGGAGAGGUAUUUGUUAUCUUAUCACCCAGCAUGCAAAAGAUACAGUAAAAUCUUCUGAGGAUCUCCUAAGGAGCAAUGACAUUGACUACUACCUGAGACAAAGCUUCUGGGAGCAACUCACCCAGGGAAGCCAGCUGACAGAGAGGCUCACCAGCAAACUCAGCACCAAGGAUCAUAAAAGUGAGAAAGAUCAAGCUGGACUUGAGCCACUGGCCCUCAGGCUCAGCAGGGAGCUGCAGGAGAAGGAGAAAGUGAUUGAAGUCCUGCAGGCCAAGCUGGAUGCUCGGUCCCUCACACCCUCCAGCAGCCAUGCCUUGUCUGACUCCCACCGCUCUCCCAGCAACACCUCUUUACUGUCUGAUGAGCUGGAAGCCUGCUCUGACAUGGACAUAGCCAGCGAGUACACACACUAUGAAGAGAAGAAAGCUUCUCCCGGUCACUCAGAUUCCAUCCAUCAUUCGAGUCAUUCUGCUGUGUUGUCUUCUAAACCAUCAUCAACCAGUGCAUCUCAGGGGGUUAAGGCCGAAUCCAACAGCAACCCCAUCAGCUUGCCAACUCCCCAGACCCCAAAGGAGGCCAACCAGGCCCAUUCAGGUGCCAGCACUCUUCCUUCUGCUUCCACAGCUACAUUGCCGAGCAACGACUUGGAAGCCGACUCUUCCCACUACCUCAACUCUGCCCAGCCUCACUCUCCUCCUAGGGACACCAUAGAACUAGGAAGAAUCCUGGAGCCUGGGUACCUGGGCAGCAGUGGCCAGUGGGACAUGAUGAGGCCUCAGAAAGGGAGUGUAUCUGGGGACCUAUCCUCAGGCUCCUCUGUGUACCAGCUUAACUCCAAACCCACAGGGGCUGACCUGCUGGAAGAGCAUCUUGGUGAAAUCCCGAACCUGCACCAGCGCCUGGAGGAGUCCAUCUGCAUCAAUGACCGCCUAUGGGAGCAAGUGGAACACCGGCUGACCUCUACUGCAUGUGGAAGCGGAUCCACCUCUAAGUUCUACAGUCAGGGUCUGGAGUCCAUACCUCAGCUCUGCAAUGAGAACAGAGUCUUCAGGGAAGAAAAUCGAAGACUUCAGGCUCAACUGAGUCAUGUUUCCAGAGAGCACUCCCAAGAAACGGAAAGCCUGAGGGAGGCUCUGCUGUCCUCUCGAUCCCAUCUUCAAGAGCUGGAAAAGGAGCUGGAGCACCAGAGGGUAGAAAGCCAGCAGCUUUUGGAAGACUUGAGGGAGAAGCAGCAAGAGGUCUUGCAUUUCAGGGAGGAACGUCUUUCCCUCCAGGAAAACGACUCCAGACUGCAGCACAAGCUGGUUCUCCUGCAGCAACAGUGUGAAGAGAAACAGCAGCUCUUUGAGUCCCUCCAGUCAGAGCUACAAAUCUACGAGGCACUUUAUGGCAAUUCCAAGAAGGGGCUGAAAGCUUACAGCCUGGAUGCCUGUCACCAAAUCCUUUUGAGCAGUGACCUGAGCCACCUGGUGGCAGAGGUACGAGCUCUGAGAGGGCAGCUGGAGCAGAGCAUUCAGGGGAACAAUUGUCUGCGACUGCAGCUGCAACAGCAGCUGGAUAGCGGUGCUGGCAAAGCCAGCCUCAGCCCCUCCUCCAUUAACCAGAACUUCCCAGCCAGCGCUGACUCUGGAAACAAGCAGCUGCUCCUCCAAGAUUCAGCUGUGUCCCCUCCAGUCCGGGAUGUUGGUAUGAAUUCCCCAGCUCUGGUCCUCCCCAACUCUGCUUCCUCUACUCCUGGCUCAGAAACGGCCAUAAUCAACAGAGCAAAUGGCUUGGGUUUGGAUACUUCUCCAGUAUUGAAGACCCCUCGCAAGCUGGAGGGUGAUGCUACUGAUGGCUCCUUUGCCAAUAAGCAUGGCCGCCAUGUCAUUGGCCACAUUGAUGACUACAGUGCCCUAAGACAGCAGAUUGCAGAGGGCAAGCUGCUGGUCAAAAAGAUAGUGUCUCUUGUGAGAUCAGCAUGCAGCUUCCCUGGCCUUGAAGCCCAAGGCACAGGGGUGCUAGGCAGCAAAGGUAUUCAUGAGCUUCGGAGCAGCACCAGUGCCCUGCACCAUGCCCUAGAGGAGUCGGCUUCCCUCCUCACCAUGUUCUGGAGAGUGGCCCUGCCAAGCACCCACAUCCCUGUGCUGCCUGGCAAAGUGGGAGAAUCAACAGAAAGGGAACUUCUGGAACUGAGAACCAAAGUAUCCAAACAGGAGCGGCUCCUUCAGAGCACAGCUGAGCGUCUGAAGACCGCCAACCAACAGAAGGAGAGCAUGGAGCAGUUCAUCGUCAGCCAGCGAACCAUGCAAGAAGCGCAGCCACCAGAAGUCCUUAAAACAGCAGGAAAGGCUGGCCUGUCCCCCUUUUGUGCAGCUACCUAUCUGCUGAGGAGCAUAUGGGCCUCAUUCCUCCAAGUCCACUGGAGGGUCCAGAAAAGGGAGUCAGAGAUGUAUCCUGGUGGAGCUGGGAGAAAGGCAGAAAGCCUUUCUGACAGCUAUGGAAUACCGUUAGAAGGUCCACUUGGCCCAGCACUAAGCAAAAGAUGCGUAGUUUGCAUAGAAGGUUUUGUGAUACUGCCUCUCAACAGCCCCAGCAGCUUGGGAACUAGCAAGAGCACAUUUCUUGCCUCAUCAGCUGUCCUGAGAUGGAAAACUCAGUGGAUAUAGGACCCUGAUUCUGAUGAAUGGGGCACGUGGUCCCAAUGCUGGAGCUCCUCUGACAGGUUCUAAAAGCACACUACUGAGCAGCGGUGCCCUGCCGGACACUGCUGGCGGGGGCUCAGUGAGCACUACUCACAGAUCCACACCUGACCCUGUUGGGUUGAGUCAGGCUGGGCUUUGGUCUGCACUGUAGCACCUGCGUUCUUUGAGUUCACAUCAUGAAUGUGGUGACUUCCCAGAUACCAUCUCAGACUUAACCUAGCACAUCGUAUUUCUUUUCUUCUAUGAUAUCCAAAUUGAACUGACCUCACUUCAGAGAUGCUUUCCCAUUUUGUCAUCCUAUCUUACCUUGGGGAAAUUGGAGACUGAUGGCCAGACCAACUCUGUUGAAAUUCUUGCAUAGAGCAAACCUGUGCUCAUUUUUAAGUGGCAUGGGAGAGGCCCCCAGCCAUGGUAAAGCCUAGUCUGUGUCUUCACAAUGGUGGUAGAAUGUGUUUGUGUGUAUAAAUGUAUGAUAUAGAUUUAUAUAUGUUGCUAUCGCCAUAUAUUGAAGGCCAACAUAACUGGUGGACAGGGUGGGUGACAGAAAAUGAAAGUCUUUUGUGAUUAUUAAAGCAAAAUGUGUAUAAAGAAAUAAAUAGUUUUUCUUUCA